Messenger RNA from Effrenium voratum, 2869 nucleotides. The record is from the annotation of a GenBank genome assembly. NCBI's taxonomy places the organism in Eukaryota, Dinophyceae, Suessiales, Symbiodiniaceae.
AGAUCCUGCGUUCCUGGGGGCGCAGGGAAGUCUUUUUGCCCUUCAUGGCGCGGCCAGGGAAGGGCUUUCUAGCCCCAGCAGGUGUGGUGCUGAUUGCUGCAGCAGCUGCAUACCACAUAGCGCGCCUCAGCCCCGCCUUUGUGGCGCCGCCGCUGCUGUCGGAGACGGGCCGAGGAGCCGCGCUCCGGGGCGCCAGCAACUUGCCGAAAGCCAGGGGCGAGAAUCGCGCAGGAAGCCUUGCUUUGGGCGUGUCUGCCGCGGUUCUCCUCAUUAAGGCUGCAAGCUUCAGGAGGGCACUCCGAAGUCAGAGGACUGUGCUUCAGGCAGAGAAAACCCCGCUUGAGGCCCUCGCGGUGGGUGAGAAAGAGUUCACAGGCAAAGUUGUCCGAGAUGCGAAGAUCGGUGUCUACGUUGACAUUGGUGCAGAGAAGGAUGCCUUGCUGCCGCGGAACAUGGUCCCGAAAGAUAAGAAGUACGAGGAGGGCGAGACAAUUGAGAAGCUUAAGAUCUUUGAGCUUCAAACUGGCGACACUCCUUCAACCAGAAAGAUCAGGGUGACGCUGGGUGAUCUGCCCACCAGCAGGGCAGAGGGCGACAAGGUGACCGGCACGGUGCGGUCCGCCGUGGCCUUCGGCGUCUUCGUGGACAUCGGCAUGGCGCGGGACGCCUUGGCGCCCUCGCGGUUUUUGCCCGAGAACCCCAUGGCCUACAAGCAGGGCCAGGAGCUGGAGCUCGAAGUGAUCAGCAUCGAGGGUGACAAAGUGGUGGUGGGCGUUCCCGGGGUAUCCCAAGACACCAAGCCCACAGCCUCUGUGACCCUGGGCCAACAAGUCACAGGCACUGUGUCCAACGCCAACGAGCAGUACGGCGUGUUCUUCAACAUCGGGCUUCAGCGAGAUGCGCUUUGCUUGAAGAAUCAGCUCGACAAGGACAUCUCCGAGUACAAGGAGGGGGACAAGGUGGAAGGGCUGCGGGUGGCCAAGAUUGACGGGGACAAGAUCGAGGUGACGCCCCGGCCCCUGGCGUCAGAGGCGAAAGUCGGGCAGACUCUGGACGGCACGGUGGUCAACAUUGUCAAGAACGGCAUCUUCUUCGACGCCGGGCUAAGCUCCGAUGUCCUGGCGCCUGUGGCGCUGCUCAGAUCCGGCAUCUCAGAGUACAGCCGCGGACAGGUGGCCGACCUGGUCGUGACGCAAGUCCAGAACGACAAGGUCAUCGUCUCCGACAGGGACCUGAAGGAUGUCCCCACCUCCUUGGAGAACUUGAACCGUGGCCAAGAGGUCACCGGCAAGGUGAGGAAGGUGGAGCCUAUGAUGGGGAUCUUCAUGGACAUCGGGGCCAGUAAGGACGCCUUGCUGCGUACCAAGGGCAUUGGCGCCAGGGUGCUCCCCAAGCCCAUCGAGGAGUACAAAGUGGGCGAGGAGGUGCCAAACCUGAUCAUCCUGCGUGCGGAUGCAGCAUCGCAGACUUUGGAGGUGGUCAUGCCCGAUGCUCCAUUGGUGGAGACUAGCUUGAGUAUGGAGGACUUGACUGUGGGUCAGGAGGUGGAGGGCACGGUGUCCGGGACCAUGGCCUUCGGUGUGUUCGUUGACAUCGGCGCAGAGAGGGACGCGCUCUAUGCGCUCAGUCAGCUGGAGAACCCCUUGGAGUCGUACAAGUCGGGCCAGAAGUUGACAGGCCUGCGUGUGAGCGAGGUGGACGCCGUGAGGCAGCGCCUGGCAGUGACCAUGCGCCCCACGGCGGGCAACUUGAAAGACAAAGAGGGCACCCAGGUGAAGGGCCAGGUGCUCAAGGUCAUGCCCUUCGGCGUCUUCUUCAACAUCGGUGCGUCUGCGGAUGCGCUGGCUCCCACUAGCCUGCUCAAUUCAGAUCUUGGAAGCUACAAAGUGGGCGAGGAGAUUGAGCUGACGAUCAGCAAGGUGGACGUUGAGGGCAACCGAGUUACUGUGUCAGAGAAGGGCGCAGGGGAAGGUGCUGGUGCCACCACGACCAUCGCAGAGCUGGAGGUAGGCUCCAAAGUGAAGGGAGUUGUGCGAGCAGUGCGGGACUACGGCGUUUUCGUGGACAUCAAUCUGGGGCGCACGGACGCCUUGAUGCCAAACUCCAUGCUGGGCGAUGUGACCUCGGCGGCUUUCCAGCCGAACCAGGAGAUCGAGGUCUGGAUCGCACGAACGGAUGCAGCCGCCAACCGCGUCACUGUGAGUUACGUCGAGCCCACUGCCGACAUGCGUGCGCAACGUGGCGCGAGGAAGGCUGGGGCCAAGUCGACAAAAGAGAGCUACAUCCCGGAAGGCUUCAUGAUCCCAGAUCCCAAGCGCCACGUGGAGAUGCUGAUGGGCCGGGAGGAGCUGAUUGACCCUGAGCCGACACCAUGGUACGAGUGGGAGAAGAAGUACCCGGGCUUCGUGAAGUUUCAAGAGAAGGACCAAGUGAUCGUCAUCUCCGGGGCUGCCCAUGGCUUCUACGGCUUCAAGGAGCUCGUCCACUCAGAGCAGGUCCACAUCAACAUCCCCAAGCACUUGCAGAAGCCUGAUGCCAAGCAGCCCACAAAGGAGGAGCUGGAGAUUCCGCUGGAGGCCAUGCCCAUGCCCAACUACGACAGCGGCAUCAAGCCGGAGAUCCACACCAAGUAUCGCCAGCCGCCCAUGAACGAUCCGGAGUGGCGGUGGCACGACUACAUGGGGCCGAUCAAGCCCAUGAAGUGGUCUUUGGUGGUGGACCAAGCUGGCCCCUUCGUGCCGGAAGAGAAGCCAGGGAAGAAGAAGGUUGCGGCCAGUGAGGAGGGCGGCGAUGAGAGCUAGGCCGAAACAGCCUUUGUGGGAGCAUGAGCGAUGAGCGCAACUGGAGCAAUGGGGUAUCUUUGUUUGAG